Messenger RNA from Ixodes scapularis (black-legged tick), 1244 nucleotides. Its product is annotated as tyrosine-protein phosphatase non-receptor type 9. Gene Ontology annotation, cellular component: membrane. The transcript is spliced from 9 exons. Bases 255 to 1244 code for a protein of 329 amino acids. The record is from RefSeq and is a predicted model, not a curated record. Gene Ontology annotation, molecular function: phosphatidylinositol bisphosphate binding. Lineage: Eukaryota; Metazoa; Arthropoda; Arachnida; Ixodida; Ixodidae.
ACAAAACAAAAAGCACAAAGAUGGCUGACAGGAGUCGCGACUUGUGAAGGAUCCCCUGUUCGGUGUAUUUCUCGCGUGUUUCGUUUCAUCUCUAUCAUUUUAUUCGUUGCGUAGCUAAGGCAUGGUCCACCGCCGAAGAGCCCGCACCUAUUCCGUCGCGCUCUCGGCCGCGGUCGACGCGAGCGGACCAAGUUUUUGAGCGAGCCGCCGACCCGUCAAAUGUCACCCGAAGCCCAAAGCCGCCGGAGCGGAGUAUGAAAUACAACAUGGCUGCAUCGCUGACUUCACAAGAGGAACAACUCGUUAAGGACUUCAUGAAGGUGGUGAACGACCAGAGGAUAAGCCACAGCGCGGGCCUGCUGACAUGGAACGCGGCGGUCAAGUUUAUGAUGGCCCGCAAGUUUGACAUUCGACGCGCCCUGGCCCUGUACGAAGCUCACGAGAACACUCGAUAUCGAGAAGGACUGUGCACUUUUGACCCUACCACCGACCCACUCAAAGGGGAGCUGGAAACUGGGAAGUUCACAGUCUUGCCGACGCGAGACAGUUCGGGAGCGGCCAUCACCAUGUUCACGGCGAGCAAGCACUGGCCUCUGGAGAGCUCGCACCGCGUCACUCUUCAAGGGGUCGUGUACCAGCUGGACGUCGCCCUGGAAAGUCUUGAAAGUCAAAGGUGUGGGAUUGUCUUCAUCUACAACAUGACGGGAUCGAGGUACCAGAAUUUCGACUACGAACUCAGCCAGAAGAUCCUCAAUCUUCUCAAGGGAGCCUACCCCGCCAGGCUGAAGAAGGUGCUGAUUGUCAGCGCUCCCCUGUGGUUCAAGGCUCCCUUCCGCAUCCUGCGUCUCUUCGUCAGGGAGAAGCUACGGGACCGGGUGACGACGGUGAGCCUGGACCAGCUGAGCCUGCACGUGCCGUACAACGCCCUGCCCAGGGAGCUGGGCGGGAACCUGUCGCUCAACCACAAGGCCUGGCUGCUCCACUGCCUCAAAUCCAUGGCCAACAGGUACAGCGCGUCAAGCGGCGAGGCCCCGCUGCCCCUGCCAGCGCUGGUGCAGCCCCCGCUGGGGGAGGAGGACCUGACGGAGGGCGAGGAGGACGCCUCCUCGGCGGCCCUGCCCACUCCCGCCGACCUGCUCGUCGGGGUCCACGAGAAGCACAACUGCGAGGAGCGGGAGAAGGAGGUGGAGGUCAUCAAGCGCCAGGGGGACGGGCAGGCUUUGUGCACCACCAAAGCGUCCUAA